Molecule: messenger RNA, 6980 nt
Organism: Pleuronectes platessa (European plaice)
Lineage: Eukaryota; Metazoa; Chordata; Actinopteri; Pleuronectiformes; Pleuronectidae
Gene: ncoa3
Product: nuclear receptor coactivator 3
Exons: 24
Coding region: 238-4905 (1555 amino acids)
Biological process (GO): positive regulation of transcription by RNA polymerase II; cellular response to hormone stimulus
Cellular component (GO): nucleus
Molecular function (GO): protein dimerization activity; nuclear receptor binding
Source: RefSeq, a predicted model, not a curated record
CAUUACCCAGGUGUCCCCGCGGCUCUGCUACAAGCUGGCUACCCCCCGUUCUGGGAGUGUUUCCCAUUUAAACAAACACCGUCCUGCCGAAGAUGGCGGAGAGUUUGUAGAGGCGUUAAAAAGAAACUGCUCUGCUCUGUGAAAGCGUCGACGCCGGAGAUGUUGAGACAUUGAAGAGACACUAGACCCUGAAUGGAGCUUGACUGGGGCUUGUACUGGCCGAGGUGCUGAUAUGUGAUGAAGAUGAGUGGCGUUGGAGACAACUCGUUGGAGCCGCUGUGCUCCGACCGUAAACGUAAACUGUCCACAUGUGACACACCAGGUUUAGGGUGUGACAAGCGUCGGAGGGAACAGGAGAGCAAGUACAUCGAGGAGCUGGCUGAGCUCAUCUCUGCCAACCUCUCCAACAUUGACAGCUUCAACGUCAAGCCUGACAAAUGUGCCAUCCUCAAGGAGACCGUGAGGCAGAUCAGACAAAUCAAAGAGCAAGGAAAAAGUUCAUGCAGUGAUGACGAUGUCCAGAAGGCGGAUGUGUCCUCCACUGGUCAAGGGGUCAUUGACAAGGACCAUCUGGGGCCGCUACUCCUACAGGCCUUGGAUGGCUUUCUGUUUGUGGUGAACCGAGAUGGCAACAUAAUAUUUGUGUCAGACAAUGUGACCCAGUACCUGCAGUACAAGCAGGAAGAGCUGAUCAAUACCAGUGUGUACACCAUCAUCCACGAUGAGGACCGGGAGGAGUUUCACAAGAAUCUGCCCAAGUCAAAUGCACCAAACGGGGCAUCAUGGGGUGGAGAGGCUCCCCGGCAGAAGAGUCACACCUUCAACUGUCGUAUGCUAGUGAGCUUUGUUCAUGGUCAGAGUCAUGGGUUGUCGGAUGAGAGACCUGGAGGCCAACGCUAUGAGACCAUGCAGUGUUUUGCCCUCACUCAGCCCCGGGCUAUGAUGGAGGAGGGAGAAGAUUUGCAGUCUUGUAUGAUUUGUGUGGCGCGACGCAUUACAGCAAUAGAGAGAACAGAGAGGUUUAGUACUCGCCAUGAACUGUCUGGUAAACUGAUUGAAAUCGAACACCAGAGCUCUCUUCACACCACUAUGCGCCCAGGCUGGGAGGACCUGGUGAGGCGUUGCAUGCAGAUGUUCCUCCAACACAGUGAAGGCCAACCAUGGUCCUACAAACGUCACUAUCAAGAAGCUUUCCAUAAUGGCCACGCAGAGACCCCACUCUACCGCUUUUCACUCUCCGAUGGCACCCCAGUCACAGCCCAGACUAGGAGUGACCUCUGCAGGAAUCCCAACACCAAUGAGCCACACUCUUUCUUGUCCACACACCUGCUACAAAGAGAGCAAAAUGGUUAUCGUGGAAACCAAGGCAUGAGGCCUCAAAGCACGGGUGUGAACAACCCCAACCAACAGAUGAACACGGGCCCAGGAGGAGGCAUGAACAGGGGCUAUGGCAUGGCGGACCAGGCCAACAUGCCACACAGAGGAAUGACCCCAUAUGCUGGGGGCAACCGCACAAAUCAGAUGAGUCCCAUGCAUCCGAUGAACAACGUCGGUCAAAUGAAUCAAAUGAAUUCGAUGCAUCCAAAUAACUCGAUGAACCAAAUGGGGCCAAUGAAUCAGAUGGGCCACCAUGGCAUGCACCAGCAGCAGCACCAACAUCAACAGAUGGGUCAGUUCCAUGGAGGAGGAGGUGGACCUGGAGGCGGAGGGUAUGGCAUCGGAAUGACCAGCCCCCCCCAGACCAGUCCAGGGAUUAACGGCCCCCCACACAAUGUCAUGGGCUCACCCAGAGUCCUAGGAAGCCCCAAGAUGGCUGCUAGCCCCUUCUCUCCUGGUGGUAUUAACUCUCCCAUGAGCUCCAGUCAUCCUGGUCAUCCUGGUAACUCUGGAGGGGGAGGCACCACCUUUUCCAGCAGCUCGUUGAAUGCCCUCCAAGCCAUUAGUGAGGGAGUGGGCAAUCCGAUGCCCUCCCCACUCACUUCUCCUCCCCCUCACAAACCUGACAGCUCCCCAAGCAUCAACUCCACCAACCAGACUUCGGGUGUACCAUGUAAACCUGGCCUCCCAGCCUACUCUGACUCUAAGAGCCCAGGCAGCUCAUUGGGGGCUGGAUUAGAGCAGCAGUCGCAGCAGCACCCACACACUCCUACCAGGGAGGGGCCUCCUGACAAGCCGGACAGCCAGGUCAGCAGAGACAUGGGUCAGACCGGGGGAGAAACCGGUCGACGGGUCCCUGACGGCAGAAGUCACAAGAAACUUCUGCAGCUCCUCACUUCCCCAACAGAUGAGUUGGUGCCACCCAAUCACACAACAAGCUCUGGACCCACCUCCUCGCCUGAGACUAAAGAUGGAACAGCAGGUGUCACCAGCCCCUCCUCUUCAACAGGAGUAUCCUCCUCUACAGGCGGAAAUCAUGGCGCUGUGUCCUCCUCUGGUGGCGCAGGACAUUUAUCAAGUCAGUCGCUGCAGGAAAAGCACAAGAUCCUCCACAAGCUCCUCCAGAACGGGAACACUCCUGAUGAUGUGGCUCGCAUCACAGCCGAGGCCACUGGGAAGAGCAGCUUGGAUUCAGAGCCUGGGCCUGCUGCCACUGCAGGAGUUAGGGGGUCCGAAUCCAAACAGGAGCAGCACAGCCCUAAGAAGGAGAAGCCUCAUGCGCUCCUUCACUACCUCCUCAAUAAAGAUGACACAAAAGAAGGUGGAGAUAUCAAGCCAAAGCUGGAGGAGCUGGAAGGGAGAGGACCUCAGGGGGCAGGGGUUACCAGCUCUGAUUCCCACUGCAUGGAGGGAAAGGUAAAAUUAGAGCCAACUGAUAAGGCGGAAACUCUGGAGACCAUCCUUGGUGUCCCAAGAAACAACUCUGGCUUCUAUCCUGAAGCAGACUCCAGAGUAGGGAAGGAAGUGGGAAACAAACAAGGAAAUCUUCCUGACAGUUUACAUGAAGGGGAGAAAGGCCCCCUACCGCAAGGUCAGCGUGGUGUCUAUCAAAGAGCCUUGUCCAUGGAUGCCAAGCCCAUGGGCGCAGAGGGGCCAGUAGGAGGCGGGCUAGCUAUGAGAAGGAACGUCCCCUGUCCCACAUUGGUCAAACAGGAGAAUGUGGAUGCUCCAAUCCGACCUGGGGGUGUUCCCAAUGGCUUUCCCGGAGGCAUGGGAGUGUGUCCACCACGGGGAAAUCCAAGAGGAAUGGGCAGAGGUAUGGGAAUGCCCCAGCGCCCUCCCAUGGCAGGGCCAGGGGAGUGGGGGAUGCAGAGGUCUAGCGUCAGCCCUACAAUUGGACCAGGACACCCGGGCAUGGGUCGAUCUGUCCCAAUGGGAGGUCCCAUGAUGAACCGCUCCAACAGUGUACCUGGAAACACCAGGUCCAUGCUGCAGCAGCAGCUCAUGGAUAUGGGUACCAAUGAUGCCAGUAUUAGCAUGAGCCCGUUUCGUGGACAUGGACCUCCGCCUCGGUCCCCCUCUUGGCCAGACUCUGCUAUGGGAAUGGACCGACCACAGAUUAAAACAAACAGGGACCAGUUGGCGCACCCCCUGCAUGAGUUGCUGGGUCCCCUGACCAACAGCGAAGGCCCGAGUGAUGAGCGAGCUCUUCUGGACCAGCUAGAUUCUCUACUCAACACGGCUGAUGUCAGUGCUUUGCAGGAGAUAGACCGAGCCCUUGGCAUCCCGGAUAUAGUCGGCAAGACCCGCAGACCUGAAGGUCACCCGCAGGAUCCAGGUCGCGGUCCAGGUCGAGGUCCAGGCCGGGGUCAGUGCCCACCAUCGGAGCCUUUCCCAGUGCCCCCAGAAUCAACCAUAGGCAUGGACAAAAAAGCCAUGUAUGGACAGGGCUACCCUGGCACCCCAGGCCCCCCCUCCGUGGGCAUGCAAGCUGGUUACAGCAGCAACACAAUGCAAGGCCAGUCUCCUGCAGGCUUCAACCCUAUGAUGAAUCAGAUGGGCCAAACAGGGAGCUUCCCAGGCAUGGGGGGUAUGGGCAACCCCCGUGCAAACAUGAUGAGACCUCGCAUGAUGGCCACCAAGCCUCUCCUACUGCAGCUACAGCAGAGGUUGCAAGGGCAGCAGUUUAUGAACCAGACCCGACAAGGCAUGAAGAUGGAAAAUAUCCCCGGGGUAAAUCCUGCCAUGCGUCAAGGCAUGCAACCCGGCAUGCAACCCGGCAUGCAGCCCGGCAUGCAGCCCGGCAUGGGUGGUCAGCCUGGUUUCCUAAACGCUCAGAUGAUGGCUCAGCGCAGCAGAGAGAUGAUGACUAUGCAGAUGAGGAGGCAGCGGAUGAUGAUGCUGAUGCAGCAACAGCAGCAGCAGCAGCAGCAAGGGCAGGGAGCAGCAGGAGGCUUCAGCCCUCCCCCGAAUGUCACUGCACCUGCAGGCAUGGACCACCCCAUGGGAGGACCGCCUUUAAACCAACCUGGACAGCAGGGCUUCAACUAUGGAGGCAGCUAUGGGAUGAAUCAGCAGGGGGAUCCAUCUUUCAUGGCUCCAGGUAGCAGCUCACCAGGAAACGUGAUGCAAGGACGAAUGGGGGGCCCUCCUCAGAACACCGUGACGCAAGGGAUGCAGGGAAACCCACAGGGAGGGCCCAUGUACGCAUCUGGUGACAUGAAGGGCUGGCCACAGGGCGGCAUGCCUCGCAACAGCUCAUACUCGCAGCAACAAUACCCCCAGCAAAGCAACCAGGGCCAGUUUGGACCCAUGAUGAUGAACAACUCCUUGGCUGGACCUGGGCAGGUCAGCGGGGCCGGGGCAGGACAGUUGGGCCAGAUGUCGGGCCAGAUGCCGGGCCAGAUGCCAGGCCAGAUGCCAGGCCAGAUGCCAGGCCAGAUGCAAGGCCAGAUGCAAGGCCACAUGGGCAUGAACCCAAUGGGAAUGGGUAGAAUGCCAAUGGGACCUGAUCAGAAGUAUUGCUGAGGACCUGUGGAUGACAGCAGAAACCGGAGCCUUUCACCUGUAGCAAAGUGGCCAGGAACACGAGAAGAGCUGGGCUUACACACACAAACACACACACACACACACACACACACACACACACACACACACACACACACACACACACACACACACACACACACACACACACACACACACACAGUAGGAGUUCCCCUUCAUAAAAUGUAACGCAGGAGACUCAACACAACGCAGUGUUCAUCCUGAAGGAAGUGGGCUACGAGGACAAGCCUGCAUCAGGUUUCAUCGCCAACUGAAGCCUCACAACCCUAUUUAGGUUAUGCACACGCACACACACUAAAUAUCUGUGGCUGUGUGUGUGUAUACACAUGAAUGAGCUGCAGCUGUCGGGCAGUAUUUAGCGUCACAGUCAGUCUGCAAAGAGGGACUACGGUACAACUGAUUGUGGCCGCACUUUACCUGGAGGCUUCUGUGUGGAACAACGAUCGAUGCAAUAUUUCUUCAUCAUUAAAGCCUUACUAGAGAUUCAAUGCCUUCACAACAAUGGGUUUCUUCUCGGUUGCUUCUUUUUUAUCCUUUGGAUGCGCCUCAUUCUUUAAGACGUUGGAAGCUCUAAGCACAGUUUUACUAUGUUAUGCAGAUUGGAGCAAUAACUCUCACCUCUAUGCUUUAAACUGUAUCUGAGCACCAUCACCCCCCCUAUGAGCAAACAAAUGGUACUGCAGUAUUAGAUGUCUCAAGUGUCCUCUGUGAACAUGAAUUGUAAAUAAUCUACAAAAUAUAUCAAACAUGUUUUUUAAAGGCCCAUUAUUGCACAGAGUAUGAGACCUGGUUGUAUUUUUGUGUCCCAUAUGCCAAUCCGGAUUUGGUUCAUUAGUUGUUGUUUUUUUGCGGAGGCAAAUAUUGCAGGUGUGUUUGGGUUUUCCAUUCCUUGUUUGUCUUUAUCUGGAUGCUGUAUUUUUUUAUUUUCUGAAAAGUCUUUUCUUCAUGUUUUAGUCGAGGCACUUUUUAUUUGUGAUGAGGAUCUGAUGAGUUGAGGCUUUGAGCUGUCAGCUGUCAGAGGUCUUUAUUGGAAGGGGGAGGAAAUGAAUUCUGUCAGGACUGUCCAUCAAAUUAUUUGUUGGUGUGUGUGCGUCUGCGCGUGUGUGUGAAUUAUACAUGUUGAGAGGACCCGACUCUGUUGACACAGUCACACGAUUGUGGCUUUUCUUCCUUUAUGGGGACAAAAGGAAAUACCCCCAUUAUGAGGUAGGCUCGGGGAAGUUAGGUUUGGGGUUAGUGUUAGGCAAUAAGUUGUGUGUGUGUGUGUGUGUGUGUGUGUGUGUGUGUGUGUGUGUGUGUGUGUGUGUGUGUGUGUGUGUGUGUGUGUGUGUGUGUGUGUGUGUGUGUGUGUGUGUGUGUGUGUGUGUGUGUGUGUGUGUGUGUGUGUGUGUGUGUGUGUGUGUCCAACAGACCUCUGGUCCUCCUCUCUCGCUCCCUCCCACCAGCUCUGUUUCUGUGUCCAGUGUAUUUUAUUAGCAGCAUCUUCUUUUGACUGUUAUUCUCGCUGAAUCUACCUUCUCAACAUGCGCAAUCCAAAGAUAUUUUUCCACAUCCCUGUAUAGUUUCUGGUGUAAAUUUUUUUUUAUCAUAAGUGUCAUGUUAUUCUGAUGGUAAAUGGGUACAUAUCAUGGACCUGUAAUCACAUAUGACGGUUGUGUACUGCAAGCUAACGGCUAUUGGUGCAGUGCAAAGAGGAGCAGACGGUCCCAACCCCACAGCAGAAGGUUUUUACAUCCAGAGAGGAAAAGAGGAAGCAUGUUUUGCUGUGAAAGAUAAAUAUUAAUGGAAUGAAUUCAACUUAAAGACAUAUCAAUAUCUCCUCUAUUUUUUGGGAAACAACUUCAUUUAUGUGCAUAUUUUGUUACUUCAGGAAAAAUGAACUUUGUAAAGUUUUGAUGGAGUACAAAAGGAGGUUUGUUUCUGUUUUUCUUUGUGUGGAGGUAAGAUAAGCUGUCAUUUUACAGGAUGUAUAUUACAGAAUUUUUUUUUUUCUUUUGAUGUUGAUAUUGAUGUAAAUACAAAUUUCUAUUUAAACA